Messenger RNA from Caenorhabditis remanei, 3264 nucleotides. RefSeq lists its product as uncharacterized. Gene Ontology annotation, molecular function: protein kinase activity; ATP binding; guanylate cyclase activity. NCBI's taxonomy places the organism in Eukaryota, Metazoa, Nematoda, Chromadorea, Rhabditida, Rhabditidae. Gene Ontology annotation, biological process: intracellular signal transduction; cGMP biosynthetic process; protein phosphorylation. The record is from RefSeq and is a predicted model, not a curated record. The transcript is spliced from 15 exons. Bases 1 to 3264 code for a protein of 1087 amino acids.
AUGCGUCUUCUUCAUUUUUCUAUAUCCAUUUUCCUUUUGUUUGAAUCAAAAUCUUGUCAAAAUAUCACUGCUAGGCCCCUCAUCCGUGUCGGUAUAGCUGCAGUCUUGAAGACUCAAAACGGUUCGAUCGGUUGGGGAUACACGGGCGGUGCAGUACCUCUGGCGUUGCAGUAUUUAAAAGGACACGGCUAUUUGAAGGAUUUUGAUUUCGAAUUCCACGUGGAGUACACCGAAUGCGAUCUAUCAACCGUUGUGAAAGCAGGCAUUUCAUUCAUGAAAACUAAUGAUUACGAUGUAGUCAUUGGUCCUCCUUGCGCUCCUGCUCUCAAAAUGAUGGGCACCCUGUCUACGCUCUAUAAGAAACCAGUGCUUGGAUGGGGGUUUGUGACUGAAUCUGAGUUUUCGGAUAUGUCAAGAUUCCCAUAUGUUACAUCGGUGCUGCCGAGCUCAGAGACCCUUGGCGUCGUCGUCUGGAAACUUCUGGAACUAUACUCCUGGGAACGUAUCGCUUUGCUCUAUUUCAAAAACGAGUUCAAUUACUGUCAAUCUACUAUCCUCGACGUGGAAUCUUUGCUAUACCAAGAAAAUAUGUCUCAGACGGUGCGAGUGGUCGUAAAAAAAGAAUUGGACAAAAAAAACCCCGAUAGCUUCAACAAUACCCUACAGUUGGUCAAAUCAAAAGCGAGGGUAAUCCUCUGGUGUGCUCAAACCGGUGUCGAGAAACGUCACUACCUGAUUCAAGCUGCACGCCAACAAAUGAAUACCAGUGAAUACGUUCAUGUGAUGUUAUCGAUGAGAAGUGUUGGUUUUGGAGUCCAUUCAGCGGUCGGCAAGAAGCUCUUAACACAAACCGGCCUACCGCCAGUGUGGGAAUCCUUCCAACUCGAGCCAGAUGGAUUCGAGGACUUGGCAAAGAGUACAGCUGCGAAAAUGCUUGUGAUAGACACCAACAGUGAAGUGCGUGACAAAGGAUUUCUGGAAUUCAUGACCAAGAAUAUAGUUUAUGCAGUGAGAGAACCACCAUUGAGUUGUACGGCUCCGGAAUGCUUGGCUGCGAAUGGGACGUUCAUGGGCGCCUACGCACGUCAUCUAUUUGACGUCUUCUAUAUGUACGGCUUAGCAGUGUCUAGCCUGAACUCCACGGACCCCAAAGUGUAUCGUAACUUGUCAUUAUUGACUCCUCAGUUCACAACGGCAUUUGAUGGAAUGACGGGACUGGUCACGCUAAACGAUGAGUUGUCACGGAUGCCAUUGUACCAAGUGUAUGCGUUGAAUAAUGAUUAUGACCAGAUAUCGCUUAUGAAUAUCAGUUUGGUCAAUGGAAGUGCGAGAGUCACUCUCGCCUACAAAGAUGAGCCCACCGAUGUCUGGCACUUUUGGGGUGGCGUCCGCCCCCUAGACACUCCGAUUUGCGGGUUUCUCGGAAAAACCUGCCCGAUCCCGUUUUUCGAUCAAUACCGUAUCCUGAUAAUCGUCGCCGUGACAGUAACAGGCCUCCUGAUACUAGCUAUUUUCACGUGCCUCACUUCCAUGAUAAGGAAUCGAUGUGCCGAGCAAGAACGCCUAAAUUCCGAGUGGCAGAUCCAUGCGAUCAAGUUGAGACUCCCAAAAAUGAACAAUCAUCGGAGAAAGUCGGUUUUAUCAGCGGAUUCUGAAGAGGAAUUUGAAGAUGAUAACGUCUCCGGAAGCACUAGGAAUUCAGGAAUCCGUAAAUUCAAUGAGAACUAUGUAAUACAGAUUCUGGAGAACGACCUAGUCCUAACGACUGUUCAUCAGACACAUGAGCUUACUAACCUCGAAAAAUUGAAACUAGUGAAACUUAGAAAACUGGAUGACGAGUAUCUGAACAAGUUCAUCGGAUUAUCGAUUGAUGGGUCGAGAUGUAUGGCGGUGUGGAAGAUGUGUCCGAGGGGAUCGCUGCGAGAUAUCAUAAUGAAAGGAAACUUCUCGAUGGACUAUUUCUUUAUGUUUUGUAUGAUUAGGGAUGUGGCGGAGGGCAUGAACUACCUGCACAAAAGUUUUCUGCGUCUUCAUGGAAGGCUCCGCUCUGCCAUAUGCCUUGUGAAUGAGAGCUGGCAAGUGAAACUAUCGGAUUACGGUUUGGAUUUUUUGGUAGAUGAGGAGGAGAGACCAGCGAAGAAACGAUUGCUCUGGGUGGCUCCAGAAGUACUAAGAGGAUCAUUGACGGUUAGUCAGAUGGCACCAAGUGUGGAUAUUUAUUCUUUUGCUAUAAUUGCUUCGGAGAUUUUAACGAAAAAAGAGGCAUGGAACUUGCAUAAGAGGAAGGAGGGUUAUCAAGAAAUAAUCUACGCCGUAAAGAAGGGCGGUAGAGAUGUGCUUCGCCCGGAUCUUCACACCGACCCAGACGUGAAUCAAACCCUAAUCGCUUUGGUCAAAGACUGUUGGUCGGAGAAUCCAGACGACCGUCCGUCGGCUGAAACUAUCUGUAAUAUUAUACAUGAAAUGACACCGAAGACGAAAGAUAAUCUGAUGGAUCAUGUAUUUGCUAUGCUUGAAGAGUAUACGGCUAGUCUGGAGGUGGAUAUUCAGGAGAGGACGAAAGAGUUGUCCGUGGAGAAAAAGAAGUCGGAUAUCCUUCUGAGUAGAAUGUUGCCAAAACAAGUAGCGGAACGCCUGAAAGCCGGUCAAGCCGUAGAACCGGAAACUUUCGACAUCGUCACCGUUUUCUUCUCGGAUCUUGUCAAGUUCACCAAUCUGGCUUCAAAGUGUACUCCAUUUCAAGCGGUAGAAUCCAUCGGAGAUGGUUACCUCUGUGUGUCCGGAUUGCCUAUAAGGAAUGGUGUGAAUCAUAUAAGACAAAUCGUGGAGAUGUCCCUUCGUUUCAUGGAGUUUUGUCAGAAAUUUCGAAUUCCUCACUUACCGAGAGAACGUGUAGAGCUAAGGGUUGGGAUUAACAGUGGCCCAUGCGUCGCCGGUGUCGUCGGUCUUUCGAUGCCCCGCUACUGUCUAUUCGGUGACACUGUGAACACGGCGUCCCGAAUGGAAUCGAACGGAAAACCAUCGCUAAUCCACAUGACAGAAGCCGCGCACACCCAACUGACCAAUAGUUUUCCGUAUCAAUACGAGACUCGGUCUCGUGGAGAGGUGAUAAUCAAGGGGAAAGGUGUCAUGGAGACUUUUUGGCUGAUUGGCAAGGCGAGUAUGAGUGAUAGAUCGACUCCGCCAGUUUCCCAAGUCAAAAAGAUUUCCCAGGAAGGUAUGAGUAUCACUGAUACCGACGAUCAGGUGUAUUCGAUCUGUUAG